Molecule: messenger RNA, 2022 nt
Organism: Danaus chrysippus (African queen)
Lineage: Eukaryota; Metazoa; Arthropoda; Insecta; Lepidoptera; Nymphalidae
Source: the annotation of a GenBank genome assembly
AUGGACACGCUGCCAACAUCGGCUCAAGACGACAGUUCGGGAGCUAAUCCCAGCGGUGUGAAGAGUGAUGACAGCAGUCCCCGGAAUGAGUCAGGCCGAGGUUCCCCGCCACCAAAUUGUGCAAUAUGUCUCGGCACAUGCAGAAACAAGUCAUUCACUGACACCUGUCUACAUGAAUUCUGUUUUAAAUGUCUACUUACCUGGAGCAAAGUGAAGGCAGUGUGUCCUCUGUGUAAACAAAAUUUUAGAUCAAUCAUACACAAUGUGCGCUCAAAUCACCAGUACGAUGAGUAUACCGUCGAGCAACAUCACACAGAGGAAAUUACCGAGAGGAUUGAUAUUGACAAUCUUACAACCACAAGGCGAUUUAGAUACAGGACAACGCUUACAUUACCGCGACGCGAAACUAUUGCUAUCCAGCAACUGUUGAUGCAUUACCCGUUAAUGGCGGACGUGUUCCCCUCCCCGCGCUCCCCCGCCGCCCCCGCGCCCUCCUCCACCGCGCCCCCCCUGCGUAGACGAUCACCAGCCUCCUUCAGGCGUUCAGUAUAUAGAUACAACCUCUGGGCCAGGCCGCUACCGGACUUCACUGGACGUUUCAGAGACUGUUCCCCGGAAUUCUACAGGUACAACGACUCACAGAUCCACAGACUGGUGCCCUGGCUGAACAGGGAACUGCACUAUCUAUUGAACGAGAAUGUUGGCCACAUCGCCUACGUGAUCGCUAGGAUAAUAGAGCUGCUCCCGGAAUAUCACAUCACGUCGUCGGAGUUCAGAGACAGGAUGAGGUCGUAUUUCGGGGACAGGACCAGGCACUUCCUGCACGAGUUGUACAACUUCGCUUCAACUCCUUACGACAUGACCGGCUACGAUCGGAACGUGCAGUACACGACCGACCCUCGCAUGUCCACUAUGGUGAAUGAAGUGAUCUCAAGCUCGGAGUCCGAGGGCAGCGGGGACUCGGACCUCGUGAUGAUAUCCAGUUCUGAGCCGGCCGAGCCUCCUCCCGGUCCUUCCAGGGUCCCGGCCCCCGUCUACCCCAACAACUACAUCCCCGAGCCCGCACCGAACAACGUCAUCCCCAUAGAGACCAUUUCUCAGUCCGACACCGACGAUGACUCGUCAGAAGUGAUGGUGGUCGGCUACAUCAAGCCUCCUCAGGACCGAACCCCGGAGGUCGUCGACCUGCUCGGCUCGGACAGCGACGUCAUAGUGCAAGAGACAUCAGAGCAGCCACAGAGCAACGAAACUCCAGAGAGAUCAUCCCCGCGCGUCAAGCUCACUAUGACCAGUGCGUCGCAUUCGAGGAGGGACAGUUCGGAUAGUGACGGCAGCGCGUACACGCCCUCCCCGCCGCCACACAGCAGCAGGCACGCGUCACAGGACAGCGACGCGACCUCUGAGAAGUGUUCGUCUUCGGACAUGUCGGACACCGCCAGGAGGUCCUCUCAGCCGUCCCGCACGUCAUCGUCAUCAUCUUCCUCGUCCUCAUCACCGUCGUCCAUGACCAGCUCCUACUACACGUCAUCCAGCGACUCAGAGUCCAGCGACGACAACGUCAAGAGGAAAAAGGCGAGACGAAAACUAACAGCCACCGAGAGGAACAAGAGAAACGCGAAGAAACGCCCGCAGCGGACGACCCACAAGAACAGGAAGCUCUCGAAUGUACAGGAAAGGAAACAGAGCAAACGGAAAUCACAGUCCGGCAAAGGGGUGAAGUCGUCCAAGAAACCCAGCGAGGUCGGUACAGAGGAGACUCCGACGGACUUGAACCAGCCGGGGACGAGCGGCACCGCGAGGAAUACGAGGAAACGAAAGUUAGAAGUGAAGAGACGCACCUCGAGCCGCGAGAGUAAAAGACUGAAGAGUGUUGUUAGUGUUAUAAAGGUCGCGGGGGAAUCAAGUUCCAGGUCCAACGUACAGUCCUCACACUUCAGCGUCGUCAUCCGCAACAACCGCGACUGUUCCGACUCGGAAGACGACAUCCCCCUUAAUCUAACCAUAACCAAGUCAUCGUCAUAG